AUGCCAGGGCCACUCGUCUACAAGACGCAAAAUCAUGCUGCAAACCUGCACACGCUGUCGAACACGGAGAAUAAAGCAUGUGCAAAUUGUGUCAAGGCCGACCUUGAAUGUACUUUUCGAGAUGACGCGCUUCAGGAGGAUAUCCCUCGAAGCUAUGUCAAAGCCUUGAACGACCAAAUCCAGUCCUUGAGCUCUCAGCUAGCUUUGCACAUGCACUCUUCACCAAGCAUCACCUCGCCAGUGGGAUUUCCUGCUGCUACAUCGUCCAUACCAGCGGGACCUCCUUCGUAUGUGCUGAUGCCCAGAACUGGCCAGUACAUGUACAUGGGUCUUUCUCUUCCGUCAUUGAUCGCAUUGGCUACUUUUGAGGUCCUUCCUCCUUUCGAGGCCUCAAAUGAGGCUACCGUGAAGGUCGAUGACGAUCUGCAGCUGCAAGAUAACUGGAAGCUCGAUCGUUCCGCACUCACACCUAGAGUCAUGCGGUUUCUACUCAGCCAGUACGACCGUUGUAUCCGGCCCCAGUACGACGUGCCAAUCCCAGAGGUCUCCAACCAGGAUUCAACUUCUCUAAAGAAACUUCCGGAAAAUCAGAAGUUCAAGAUACUCAUUGCGUGUGCCAUAGCUGCGGCACGUGAGAGUUACAAGCACCCUCACUGGAAGGCGAUGGCUCAAUUAUGCAGAGAUUGGGCCAGUGAAUCUUUGAAUUCUGUCAUCUCCUCCUGCGAUGCUGACUCAUUGACUGCGAUUCUUUUAUUGCUUGUCUUUGAACUAGCUGAACCUAGUAGGGGAGCAGUGUGGGAAUUACUAGACCUUGCUAUCCGAACCUGUCUGCAAUUGGGCUGGCACAGAACCAACGGUACACUUGAGAGCGUAUCCACUAUUCACGACACCUUCGAUAAUUCUGAUAAACCUCGUUUGAUGGCUGUGUUGAAAGCUGUGGAAGGAUCCUUGCGAUUGACGUUUGAUCGACCAAAUAUGCUUAGAGAAGCCAGGUUCUCAUAUCCGACAGACAACGACAACAUCAUGCAAAUUUUCACAAACUUGUCCCAAGAAAUCUACGGCAACGGUCAACUUUUGGAAGCCCAAGCUUGCCCAUUCGUGGGCCAGAGCGCCACAUUGAUGGACCUUCUCGACAGUAUGAUAACCACAGACGUCGUAAUCAAUGAAACGUGGCUCCUGUUCCUACCGGUCUGCGUGAGACACAAACAAUGCGUCUUUUGCUUCCAAGAAGCAGACGACCCUAAUAGCAGGGGUAUGCUUGCAUUGAGGCACAAGGUGAUGGCAUCUGCUUGCAAGCUCUUGCUAGAUGUACAUCAAAAAACAGCAGCCGAGUAUAAUUUUAUUCCACCUAUCGUGGCGAGCUCGAGAGCAUUCACCAGUGGAUGUGUUUUGGCAACGAGCAUUGUCAAAAAGUGGACGUCGGCAGAGCAUCACGUUCGUGAUCUCCUGAGAUGCUCAGAAGUUCUCACCUUCUUUGCGCCUCAUUGGAAGGGCGGCUACAGCUAUCUCGAAAUGUGGAGGACAAUUACAAAUCUUCUUCAGCCAGAUCCGACCUGAGCAGAAAGUGUUGGUUCUCUAUUCGAACUGCAAGAAUGAGGGAGUAGAGAAAUUCUGCUGAGGACUAUAUUCGCCUCCAAGCUAAAGUUGACUCUCUAGUCUACCAAUAUGGUUCUAACAGGGGGGGAGAGCGAUGGCUU
Messenger RNA from Exophiala oligosperma, 1697 nucleotides. RefSeq lists its product as uncharacterized. Gene Ontology annotation, molecular function: sequence-specific DNA binding; zinc ion binding; DNA-binding transcription factor activity, RNA polymerase II-specific. NCBI's taxonomy places the organism in Eukaryota, Fungi, Ascomycota, Eurotiomycetes, Chaetothyriales, Herpotrichiellaceae. The record is from RefSeq and is a predicted model, not a curated record. The transcript has 5 exons. Gene Ontology annotation, biological process: positive regulation of transcription by RNA polymerase II. Bases 1 to 1557 code for a protein of 518 amino acids.